GUGCAGUGAGUCUUGUGCGUAGAGCCAAAUCCGCGGCAUGGCUCUGCGCGUUCUGCUGAUCGUGUCGGCGCUGUUCGGAUGUGGCAGCGCUGUGUACAGCCGCGAGCGUGAUCGUCAGCGAUCCGACCCACGACUCACUGACCGUGCCUGUGAACUCAGUUCUUGCUAUCCAGCUACCGGUAAUUUACUAAUCGGACGGGAAGCGCGUCUUUUCGCCUCUUCGACGUGCGGUUUACACAAACGUCAGCGGUACUGUAUCGUUUCGCAUCUCGAACCCAAACAAUGUUUCUGGUGCGAUUCUACCAACGCUACUCUGCAUAAUCCUUAUCUUAACCAUCGGAUACAGAAUAUCAUCUACAAGUAUUAUCCGGGAACUCGAGUCAAGUCAUGGUGGCAAUCGGAAAACGGCAAGGAAAAUGUAACAAUUCAGCUGAACAUGGAAGCAGAGUUUCAUCUCACGCAUUUGAUAAUACAAUUCAGAACGUUUCGUCCUGCUGCGAUGUUGGUUGAGAGAUCCUUUGAUUUUGGAAAAACCUGGCGGACCUACCGAUACUUUGCUCACAACUGUGAAAACUUCCCAGUUCCGCAUCACACUCAAAGAUCGUUAACUGAAGUUGUUUGCGAGUCUCGAUACUCUGGAGUGUCUCCUUCGACAGAAGGAGAAGUAAUAUUCAGAGUAUUGCCGCCAAACAUAAAUGUUACAAAUCCUUACUCCGAAGAAGUUCAAAACUUAUUACGCAUGACAAAUCUUAGAAUAAAUUUUACUAAACUGCACACUUUGGGAGAUGAUAAAUUGGACAACAGAAAAGAAAUACAAGAAAAGUACUACUAUGCGAUUUAUGAAAUGACUGUUCGUGGAUCGUGCUCGUGCUAUGGACAUGCCUCUAGGUGUUUGCCGAUGCCUGGCGUAGAGUCGAAGACUAACAUGGUACAUGGGCGUUGUGAAUGUAACCAUAACACUCGGGGCUUGAAUUGUGAAUACUGUGAAGAUUUUUACAACGAUCUUCCUUGGCAACCUGCAGUUGGUAAAACCUCAAACGCCUGCAAGCGGUGUACAUGUAAUAAUCACGCGACAACUUGUCAUUUUGAUCCCGCGGUCUACAAUAAAACAGGAAAAAUAAGUGGUGGUGUUUGUGAUAAUUGCCAGCAUAAUACAAUUGGUGUAAACUGUGAACGUUGUAGACCUAAGUUUUAUAAGGAUCCCAGCUUAGAUAUACAAAGUCCGGAUAUAUGCAAACCUUGUGAUUGUGAUCCACAGGGUACAACUGAUGAGGAAGUACUUUGUGACGACGAAACAGACAUAGCCAAUAAUAAGACUGCUGGACGAUGUAUGUGUAAAACUAAUAUUGGUGGUGCAAGAUGUGACAGAUGUAGAGAUGGUUUUUGGAAUCUUGAUAUUAAUAAUCCUGAUGGAUGUGAAUCUUGCACAUGCAAUAGCUUGGGAACAAUAAACGAGAGAGGGUGUGACCCGGCGACUGGUAAUUGCUUCUGCAAACGACAUGUCACUGGGCGUAAUUGUGACCAAUGUUUACCAGAAUUUUACGGUUUAUCUGAAGACGUAGAUGGGUGCUUGCCCUGUGACUGCGAUUUGGGAGGCUCUCUAGACCGCGAGUGUGACGUAAUAACAGGACAAUGUAAAUGCCGACCACAUGUAACCGGACGUCGUUGCGAUCAGCCGAUACAAAACUUUUUCGUGGGAGCUUUAGAUUCAAACGUAGUUGAAGCAGAAUCUAGUCAGUGUGAUUCACAAAUCGAUGAUAAUGCUAUUCAAAGUCAAAUAUGUCACGUUGUUAUUAGAGAAAACUACCCAGACGGCAGGAAGGAAACUUGGACUGGCCCUGGAUUCAUGAAGCUACCAGAAAGCAGCACCUUAGUAUUUACGAUCAAAGAUCUACAAAGAAGUAUGAACUACAACAUAUUAAUAAGAUAUGAGCAACAGUCACCAUUGGACUGGAAGGAAGCCACUAUAUUGGUAAAAAGACCCUUACCAUUAGAUUCGGAUUCACCUUGUGCAAAUGUAAGACCAGAAGAUGAUACUAUUCAUGCUACGUUACCAGCGAACCAACGCAGUUUUUUGGUAAAACCGUCUGUUUGUUUAGAAAAAGAUAAAGAAACUGAAAUAAGAAUCUAUCUUGGUCGUCAGGAUGGUUAUUCUUCAAAUACUAGAGCCACUAUUUUAAUAGAUUCCAUUGUCCUUAUACCAUCGUUUGAUGAUAUACCGUUCUUGGCGAAUGGAACAGAAAUAAGACAAGAAUUUGAUCGAUACAAUUGUGGUGAUUCUUAUUAUUAUGAUUUAAACAGAGAGACCGUCCCAGAAAUAUGUAAAAAACAUCAUGCAAGUAUAGGUUUUUAUGCCCGUAGAGGUUCACAGCCAUGUCAAUGCGAUCUCACUGGUUCCAAAAGUCACCAAUGCGACCCUUACACUGGAUUUUGUCAAUGUGUAGAAAACAUUGUUGGGGCCAGGUGCGAUCGCUGUGCACCCGGUACAUAUGGAUUCAGUAAAUUUGGAUGUAAACGGUGUGACUGUAGUAGUAUCGGCUCACUCGAUAAUUUCUGCGAUGCAACCAGUGGCCAAUGCAAAUGCAGAGCAAACACUUAUGGUCGUGCUUGCAACUUGUGUCAACCAGGUUACUUUAACUUUCCGAAUUGCCAGCAGUGCGAUUGCAAUGGGCAUGCAUUCGAAUGCGAUGAUAAAACAGGAGCCUGUAAAGAAUGUAAAGAUUAUACAGAGGGGACUCGAUGUGAAAGAUGUGUUGAAGGUUAUUAUGGUGACCCUCGCUUGGGCUUUGAUAUACCUUGUAGACCAUGUCCAUGCCCUGGUAUCAAAGGAGAUACAAACAAAAAUAGUCAUGCAGAUCGUUGUAUACUUGAUCCAGAAACAAAAGAUGUUGUUUGUGACUGUAGUGAAGGAUACGCAGGGCCACUUUGUGACGUAUGUGCUGAUAAUUACUACGGAGACCCGCUGCGAGGUACAUGUGAAAAAUGUGAAUGCAAUGAAAAUAUAGAUAUUACAAAACCUGGAAAUUGUGAUCCUUAUACAGGAAAAUGUUUGCAGUGUUUAUAUAACACAGCUGGAGAGCAUUGUGAUGUUUGUGAAGAAGGAUAUUAUGGCAAUGCCUUAGAAAAAGCUUGUUAUAAAUGCAAUUGUUCCGUUUUAGGCACGAACUUUACGAUCGGUAAUUGCGAUUCAAUUACUGGACAAUGUCCUUGCCAUAAAAAUGUUAUGGGAAUAAAUUGCGACCAAUGUACAGAAAAUCAUUGGAGAAUUGCUGUAGGAACUGGAUGUGACCCUUGUGAUUGUGACAUUAUUGGAUCGGUAUCCCAACAGUGUAAUCCAUAUAUCGGUAAAUGUAGCUGCAAACCGGGUCACGGAGGUAGACAGUGCGACCAAUGUGAAGAAAAUUAUUGGGGUAAUCCCAAUAUUGAAUGCUAUGAAUGCGAGUGUAAUAGGUAUGGAGCUACUUCACAACAAUGCAUGCGAGAAAAUGGUUCCUGUAUUUGUAGACCUGGAAUAGGUGGUUACAAAUGUGACACGUGUGCUCGGGGUUUUCUUGGAGAAGCUCCUCAAUGUUAUGCAUGUGGAGAAUGUUUCGAUAACUGGGAUAAAAUAAUUAAUGAUCUGAAAACAAGAACUGAGUAUGCCAUUGCUAAUGCGAGUAAAAUAAAAGUUAUUGGCGCCACAGGAGCAUACACAAGAGAUUUUGAUGAAAUGACGAAGAAAUUGUUUGAAAUAGAAAACAUGCUUCAAAGUGAAAAACAUGGGCAGUCCACUGUACAAGAUCUAUUAUCCAACAUUACAAGUAUUCAAGAUUUACUGACAAAGGCAGAAAAUAAAAUAAAAAAUAGUAAUGAACACCUUAAUGAUGUUACAACUAAAAUAAAUCUAGAAAAUGUUACGUUAGAUAGUAUUAGAGAAGAAACACAAAAACUUAAGUCGAGAACACUUGAUCUGUCUAACAAUGCUACAAAAUUACAAGAAGCUAACUUAGAGGGAGCACUUAAUUUAACUCGGGAAGCCAAAUUACGAGCUGUCAAAGCUAUAAAUGACACCGAACGAGCUCAAUCUGUGAUUGCAGAUACCGAUCGCCAAGUAAAAAAUACAGAAAAAUUAAUUGAAAUGCAAUAUAAUCAUUUCCAAGCAACUCAUAAUGAUAAUGACAAAAAAGUUAACGAAACUGCAGAGCAAUUAUCUAAUUUGGAAAAACAAAUCCCAAAACUAAAUGAAAUGAUGUGUGGUGAAGAAACAGAUUCUUGUGAUAUCUGUGGAGGUGCAGGGUGUGGAAAAUGUGGUGGCAUAUCUUGCGAUCAAGGUGCUGUUACCAAAGCAGAACAAGCAUUAGAUUUCGCUAAUAAAACUGAAAACAGAAUCAAGGAACACGAACUUACUGCCGAGGACAUGUUUAGAUCUAUUUCUCAAGUUAAGCAGGAUACAGUUGCAGUUCGUGCAAGAGCUGAUGAAUUACAAAAUCGAGCACUACAAUUCAAAUCCUCGGCAGAUAGGGUAACUAAUGAAAGUCAAAAAAUAACUGCUGACCUCAAAAAUUUCAUAUCAAACACAUCGACGAUUCCAGAUGAUGUUAAAGCAUUAGCAAAUAACAUAUUGAACUUGUCUAUAAGAAUCGAACCUCAAGAAAUUACUGAUCUGUCACAGAGAAUUAACGAAUCCGUUUCGCAAUUAACAAAUAUUGAAACUAUUAUUGCUGAAACUAAACCUGACCUAGAUAAAGCCAAUACUCUUAGAGAAAAUGCAACUGUUGUUCGAAAAGAUGCACACUUAACACUUGAGAUGGCCAACAAGGUACUGCAGGCUCUUAAUGAAACUCAAUCCGCUCAAGAAGCAGCCGAAAAAGCUGUACAAAAAGCAAACAAUGAUAUAGACGCGGCUAAAAAUGAUCUCGCGCCAAUAGCAAUGGAAACAGAAGAAGCGCGAAUUAAAGCCAUUAACGUUACAAAUGAUGUUGAAUCCUUACGUUCGCGGCUGUCUGAUUUACAGAAGAACAGAUUAAAAGUAGAAAGCGAUGCAGAACAAGUAAAACAAGAAGCUGACGAUGUAGUUAAUCGCGCAAAAGAUGCUGAACUCAAAGCCAAACAGCUCCAGAAUGAUUUUGAAAGAACGAACAAAACCCUAGCCGCGCAAGCAAACCAGACUACAAAAUCCAGAGAUCGAGCUCAGCUACUAUUAGAACGUGCUACGAAGUUGGCGAGUGAUACGCAAUCACAACUCAAACUGUUAAUAAAUAUGGAAGAACUAUAUAAUGACCAUAACGAGCAAUUGAACACACUAGAAAAACAAAUAGCAGAUCUUAAUACGCAGAUGAAUUAUUAUCUGUCGGAAAUAACGAAACGUUCUGAUUACUAUAGAUCGUGUACCACUUGAGUUAUCUAUGCAGUGGUAAAGAUUUCAACUGGAAAAACAACUUGAAAUUGUAAAUAUUCACGUUUUGUCAGUCUUAUUUCCACGUCAGAUUAAGUUUUACUAUUUUAAGGUUCCGGAAUUGUGUUGUUUAUUACACUUACCAACAAUGAAAUGUUUUCCUUUAUCACUUAAAUUGAUUUACUUAUUUUUAUAACGCUUAGAUAUGUAUGUUGAAUUAAAUAAUUAUAUAUAAGUAAACUUUCAGUGAUUUUUGUUUUAAAUACCACAAUAUUCAUAUAAGAGCUUAAAACUAUUUCUAAUAAAAUACGUCGCUAAUCCUUUAUAUUUAAUAACAAUAAGUUCAACGAUUCACUCGAUUUGUUGAUCCAUUAUGAAUUUCAUCUAUAUUUUCUGUCAGUAAUUUCUUUAUUCAGUCAUAAAACUAUCUUACAUGUCGGUUUUUCAGUACUUUAUUAUUUAAUACAAUAAAAUCUUGUAGUAGCUAUUAUCAGAAUUUUAAUAUUGCAUAGAUUAUUUUAUUGUUAAUAUUUUAUGUCGCAUAGGUUAUUUUGUUAAAAAAAUCUUGUAAAUUUGUUAUACUUCAAAAGGGCAAUGCCUAAAUCGCCAUUUACACAAUUAUGUAAAA
Bombyx mandarina (wild silkworm) is the source of this 6002-nucleotide messenger RNA. Its product is annotated as laminin subunit beta-1. NCBI's taxonomy places the organism in Eukaryota, Metazoa, Arthropoda, Insecta, Lepidoptera, Bombycidae. Gene Ontology annotation, biological process: cell migration; axon guidance; tissue development. The record is from RefSeq and is a predicted model, not a curated record. Gene Ontology annotation, cellular component: laminin trimer.